This is a messenger RNA of Hepatospora eriocheir, 747 nucleotides long. The record is from the annotation of a GenBank genome assembly. NCBI's taxonomy places the organism in Eukaryota, Fungi, Microsporidia, Hepatosporidae.
AUGAUAAUCAUAAUUUAUAAAAAUUUUGUAAAUGAUUUUAUAAUGAUUUAUAAAGUUUGUUAUUCUUAUGAACAAGAAAAGAGAAUGUAUUUUAUAGAAAUGAACGCUAUUAUUAUAGAAAGCAAAUCUGUUAAUUGGUUUAUAAAGACAAAUCCAUUAAAAUUGCCUAAUUAUAUAAAAAGAGUGGCUAAAUAUGAUGAUAAUCACGUAAUUUGUUUGACUAAAGAUUUUAGUGAUAUUAAAAUAAAACUCCCCGCUUUUAAACCUCUAACAAAUGAACAUCUUUUAAAAAUAAGAAAUGAAAAUUUAAAGUAUAAUUUAUUGAGAAAUAUUCCAACAUAUUUUGAGGAUACAAUAAUAAUUGACAAGGUUUUUGAGGAUAUAAAAAAUAACAACUUUUUAUGUUGUGGUUACUGUAUAAUAACAGAUACUUCAUAUAAUAUUAUUUGUACAGAGUAUGAUGAUGAAGAUUUUUUAUUUGGUCAUUCAAUAUUAAAGUGUGUUAGUUAUGUUUCUAGUAAAAAAUUGAAUUAUGAAAAGAAUUAUUUAUGUACUGGUUUAUAUUGUUUUUUAUAUAAUGAACCUUGUACAUCAUGCGCUAUGGCACUUGUUCAUGGACGUAUAAAAACAGUUUUUAUAGUAAAUCAGUCUGGUGUUUAUAAAACUUUUUCCAAAUUUAAGUUUAAUUUUAAUAAAAACUUAAAUCAUAGGUUCAAAGUAUAUUUUAAUAAACAAAUUGAUUGUUAA